Xiphophorus maculatus (southern platyfish) is the source of this 2651-nucleotide messenger RNA. It is a transcript of the gene ap5z1, whose product is annotated as adaptor related protein complex 5 zeta 1 subunit. Gene Ontology annotation, cellular component: AP-5 adaptor complex. Lineage: Eukaryota; Metazoa; Chordata; Actinopteri; Cyprinodontiformes; Poeciliidae. The record is from RefSeq and is a predicted model, not a curated record. The coding region runs from base 72 to 2528 and encodes 818 amino acids. The transcript is spliced from 18 exons.
CAGUCCGGACAUGUUUAAAACGCGCACUGUUUACCUUUCGCUGUAGUGGAAAGGCUGACUGCUUAAAAAAAAUGUAUUCUCUCGGUUCAGAGAGUUUAAUUAAACAAGCGAGGGAGAUUCAGGAGACUGAGCUGCAGAAGUUUUACAGCCGCCUCGUGAAGCUGCUCCAGCUCAAGGAGCUCGGUCAUGAGACGGUGGACUCGCUGCAAAGGCUGCACCUCAUCCUGUCCGCUAAUAAAUACGCCAGAACGCUGCCCUCAGAUCUCCAGCAGAGGCUGCUGUUGCUCCUCUCCUCACCCUCAGAGCAGCUCCAGGUGCUGAGCUCCGCUCUGCUCAGGGAGACGCCGCCCUCUUCUGGUGAGGAGCUGAACAACAUCCAGGAGAACGUCAGUCAGCUGAACACGCAUGCUGCCGCUCUGCUCGUCUCGCAGGCCAGAUCCAGGACGGAUUUGAACAAUCUCUGCGCUCAGCUCGUUCACGGUCUGGAGGGCCGGCCGUCUGACGGGCCGACUCGCUCGCUCAUGUUCACCCUGCCGGUGCUCAACAGCAUCCUCAGGCUCAGCCCAGAGAGCCUCACCGAAGAACACGUGACCAUCCUGAGUAAAAAGUUUGUCGACUGGCUGCGCUACGCAAGCAUCUUGCAGGGGGGUGGAGCCUCCUUGGGAGGGUUCUUCACAGGACCCAGGUCCCGUCAGCCUCUGCCCACAGCAGAGCUGGAUGGCUCGGUGUCGGGCGACUUCUUCACCGUGCUCUGCGUGGGCCAGGGAUUCACGGAGGACCAGUGGAUGAAUGUCUAUUCGUUUUCCAUGCUGCGCCGCUGGCUCCUCACCUACCACUCUGUUUCCAGCGGAAACAGCACAAUGGACGCUGCAAACAGGCUGCAGCUCAGCCUCUCCCUCUCCCACUCCUUUUCCAAUGAUGAUCGAUCAGAAGUGGACGGAUCAGUGGUUUCCAUGGUUUCGGCGACGUCCUCCUCCAGCCGCCUUCUUCCCCCAAAGGAGCGUCUGAGAGAGAAGGCGUUCCAGUACUGCCAGCGCCUGAUCGAGCAGUGCGAUCGCAAAGCACAGAAGAAGUCGGACACGGAACUGCAAAAAGCGUGCAUGGUGGAGGCCGUGUGCAUCCUGGACUGCGUGUGCGUAGAGGACCCCUCCAUGGUCUUCCGCACCUUCCCGUCCAUAAAGGCUCUGUUCAGUCGGCUGAGCUCGGAUUUGUCGUAUGCCAGAGUCCUGCUGCCCAUAGCGCAGUUCUACCUCAACCAUGGUGAAAUGGCAGCCGUGGACUGCGAGUGUGUGUGGAAGUUGGUCUUUGCCCGCUUUCCCGCAGAGCUCUUCAACGACCCUUUCCUCGCCCACGAGCUGCUGCGCUUCCUCCGACAGAACCUGGACGGCCUGCGGCUCCGAGCUCCUGAGUUCAUACGAUUCCUCCCGAACCUCCUGAAGUUUUUAGCAUGGGAUAGCUCAGCGGUCGUGGAUGACUUUGUGGAUCUGCUGCCCUCUCUGGUUACUGAAGGAACUGCGGUGGAGAUGCUUCACACGCUGCUGGACCUGCCGUGCCUUUCUGCUACACUCGUCUUGCAGCUCAGGUCCGUGUCUUUGCCCAUCUCGGAGUCGAGCAGCCGAGGCCUGCUGUCGCUCGACGCAUUUCGAAACCCCGCGUUCAGAGGACUUUUCCUCUUUCUGCUUCGAGUGGAGACGGGCUCAGGUCACACCAUCGACCGGUUGAGCACGCUCCACGAUCUGCUGGCCGAGGCGGCCGACUGGCCCAGAGUGGUGCGCUGUGCCCAGGUCGUCCCCGUGCUGCUGCACAUUUAUUUCAACACGGUUGUUACGGUGGGUCAGGAGAAGCUGUUGGCUCACCUGAUUCUGGUGAUGCUGGAGAGGAGCGGCCUCCUCCUCGCCAUCCCCACGUACAGCAGAGAGAUACACAGGGUGUUCAGCUGUCACCUGCUGAGGCUGUGCAAGCUCCGCCCCUCUCUGGUUGUGGACCAAUCACACGAGCUGUUGGAGUUUGCUGGGACAACAGCGAACGUCUACAGCAAGGAAGAAGUCUACACUCACGUGGUGUGGGUCCUGGGGGAGUACCUGUCGGCGGCGUCUGACUCCCGCUGCUCCGUGGCGCUCAUCACUUCCUGUUUUGAAACUUUGGAGGCGGUGCUGUUUGAGAUAACCUCGUCUGCCCCGCCUCCUGGAACGGUGUGCCCCGCCCCUAAAGUCAUCACCACUUUGAUGAGCGCGCUGGCUAAACUGGCGUCGCGAUCACACGACUUGAUUCCAAGGGUGUCUCUUUUCUUCUCCAAGCUAAGAACUGCAGCCAGAAACGGCUCGGUUGCCUGGUGCGCCGACGAAGACGACCUCGUUGCCAUAGUAACCCGUGGUGAGGAGUUGUGGUCUCUGCUGAAAGCCCCCGGUGUGGCUCAGAGCGUCCUGACCCCGCCCCCUCACGUCCUGACGCCACGCUGGCACAGAGACACGAACCUGGCCAUGCCGCUGCAGCUCCGAGUCCUCACCAGGCUCACACACUCACAGUGACUCACACACACACACACACACACACACACACUCACACAGUGACAGACACACACUUCAUUCUCCUGCACUGGCACUUGAUAUGAAUUAUCUGAACAACAAAACACCUUCAUUUUGAAAUUAGAU